AUGCGGCUGCAUGCUCAGCUCUGUGUUUGGUGUUUGGAGCCAGAGGACAGAGACUCUCUCCUGGCAGGUGUCCUGGACUUACCAUGGCAGGAUGAGCUGUGCUGUGAUUCACAUACAACCCACUUUAAUGUGGAGGGAGGUGGCACGCACACACCGGGGACCAACGGCUCUGAAUCAGUCCUCCCACACCAGCCCCGCUGCAGCUUCAAAAGCUUGACAUCCGAGUUACGUCCUCAUGAGCCCUUUGGCCACAGCAGUUCAUUCAACACUGGUGUCUGUUUGGACAUACUGUGCAGAAUUGAUGAAACCUGGGAGAAAUUAACUUGUGACGUCAAGUCUCGUGGCCAAACAUCGGUCUCUUUGGACGGAGGUUUGAAGUUGCAGCGUCUGUCACAGACGGAGGAUCCACAUGACAGCGCUGUGUCCAAUAAUCCCAUCGUCUGUGAGGCAGAGGAUUCCUUUGUUUGUUCUGUCCCUCUUUACACUUCAGCAAGCUAUAUCACCGUGGUAACCAUCGGCAUCUCCAGUGCCACAUCUCUGCCGGUUCACCUCAGAAUUCCUCCCAGACCCGUAAAACCGGAGCCUCCAGUCAACCUUUCGCACAUUCAGACCAUCGAUGCGGAACUGAUUUUACUGUGGGACGACCCUGCAGACUGUGACGCUGGACCACUGAGAUAUGAAGUCCGAUACACCUUUAACAGCACUCAUCCAUCCUGGCAGGUGGUGUCUGCACCUGCAGAGCCCAGACAGUCUCUGGAUCUGAAGCCCAGCCUCAACUACACCGUCCAGGUCCGCUGCUCCGGCCUGGAGGAGCCUCCGCUGUGGAGUGACUGGAGUGAGAGUCACCACAUCUACCUAUACAUUGUGAGCUACAUCCCUGACAAAGUCGUGGCACGGCCGGGCGAGAAUGUAACAGUCUACUGUGUGUUCAACGACCACAGCUUUAAUGCCAGCAUGGCAUUAUGGGUGCUCAACUGGGACCAGCUGCUUCACCACAGCCAGUACCACCCAGUCAACCAGUGGGUCAGCCAGAUCACAGUGCAUCCUUCAGAAUCUCGGAUGUAUGACCUGCUGCAGUGCACUCAGGAUUGGACCCUCCCGUACAGCCAGAUUUUUGUAGAAGGAGCUUCCAUUGAUAUAAAUUGUAAAACUAACGGUGAUAUUGACUCAAUGGAGUGCAGCUGGGAGAACACACAGUGGACCAAAAUGGAAUUUCGAAACAGGUGGGCUGACGUGCCGUGCUAUGUGAUGGAGGAGAGGGACAAAGCGGGGGAGAAACUGGGGGAGAAACUGGGGGAGACAGAGCCGACCUGCCUGCAGGUCAGGACCUGCACCAUCCAGCCUCUGAGGAUGAACUGCUACAAGCUGUGGCUGGAGGUGCCGUCUCGACUGGGCCCCAUCAGCUCCAAACCGAUCUACCUCUCUCCUAUAGAUCAUGUGAAACCCCACCCACCCACUAAUGUGUGGGCAGUGAGUCGGAGUAGUGGAGUCCUGAUGGUCACCUGGGAGCCUCCAUCUUUACCGGUUGAGGGGCUCCAGUGUCAGUUUCGGUAUCACUCUCCUUCCACAGUGAGAGCUCAGCCAGAGUGGAAGGUCCAGAAUUCAGUGCGGGUUCCAUCAGCAGAGGUUGUGGUGCCGGACAUGUGCCGGGUGUAUGUGGUACAGGUGCGCUGCAUGCACACCAAUGGCACUGGCUACUGGAGCGAGUGGAGUGAUUCUGUCUACUCCACUCCACAAAACAGCAGAGCUCCUCAGCGUGGCCCUGAUUUCUGGAGAAUUCUUCAAGACGAUCCAUACAGAAACCAGACUAACGUCACACUGCUGUUUGAGGAUCUCCCGGUAUCAGGUCACUCCUACUGCGUGAAUGGCUUUAUAGUUCAGCACCAGACCUCGAAUGGCGCUGUGAUGAGAAGGUCCAUGGAGUUGGUGUCCUCCUACAGCUUUGAGUGGAACCAGGAGCUCCAGUCUGUGACUGUAGAGGCCUACAACAGUCUGGGGAGCUCCACUAACAACAUCAACAUGACACUGGAGAGGCGGCAAAAACGCCACUCUGUGCACUCGUUUUGCGUGCUGGUUAUCAACAGCACCUGCGUGUCUCUGUCCUGGAGCCUGCAGGACAACAGCUCCGUGCCGGUGUUCAUGGUGGUCGAGUGGUUACCGCAGAGGCAGCAGGAGUCCGAUCAACUCAAAGCGCAGAGUGGGCAGACGUGGGCCAGACUUCCUUACACUGAUCGCCCCGUCUAUCUGAGAGGUGAUUUCUUCGGCUCGGAGGAAUAUGGCUUCUACCUGUACCCCGUGUUUGCAGAGGGAGAAGGGGAGCCAGUCUAUGCUAUAGCCACCAGAAGAGACCCCGCGGCCUACAUGAUGCUGCUGAUCAUCUCCUUCCUAUCGAUAGUCCUCUUUGUCACUCUGAUGCUCUCCCAAAACCAGAUGAAAAGGUUUGUGUGGAAAGACGUGCCCAACCCAAAAAAGUGCUCCUGGGCUCAAGGACUAGACUUUAAAAAGGCAGACUUUGACCACCUCUUCAGACCUCCUGAAAGCCUGUCUGCUUGGCCGCUGUUGCUGCCCUCUGAGAACAUAUCCAAGGUGGUCAUCGUGGACAAAGCUGACUUCUCAUCUCUGACCACAGCCCUGGUCCAUUCCCCACUUGUGUCAUUGACGACAGACCCAGCCGUCACCUUGGCUGUUUCCCUUUCUCCAGCAUUUGACUCAGAGGUUGAACACGCCAAGUUCAAAGAGAGCGAGGCGCUCACGGGUGGAGCUCCUUCCUUUGCUCUUGAUCUGGAUGCUUUAGCCGGUUCAUAUCCAAUGAUAGACGAGUUACAGCCAGUCACUUCCCACACAGACCAGCCAACAGGCAGCAGAGACACCUCUGCCCAGUCUUCAGUCACAUAUGCCACAGUGCUGCUCACAGAUCCAAAGCAGGAGCAACAUCUCCACUACAAGGAAGGAAGUGGCAGCAGCUCAAGCGAUGAGGGCAAUUUCUCUGCCAACAACUCUGACAUCUCGGGAUCUUUCCCCGGAGGCCUGUGGGAGCUGGACGACCCGCGGCGCUCCUGCUCGUACAACUCUGUGGAGGAGCUCUCCGAGACAUCGGAGCAAGGGGACGAAGGCGAGGUUGGGAACGAGGACGACUUGUAUUAUCUCGUGCUGGACUAUCCGGCGGAAGAUGAGGAGAGCGAGGAGGAGGGGCAGGUAGAAGAGGAGACAAAAAUCGAGCUGUGUAAAAAUGCGGUUUUGAACAGAGAGGACUGUUCGGUGGAGUCGCGCCCUUUGCUCGGCACUGAGGACUCGAGUGGGACCGCGGAGCCACUUUCACAUGGCCUCUCCGCGCUGUACCUCCCUCAGUUUAGAACUGCUCCGUGUACGAGGCAACCGCAGGACAGCAGAGCCUCAGCUGUGACCCUCGCACAGAUUGCAUUGAAAUGAAGAAAUGUGCGCCGUUAAAUCCUUUGUGUUGUAGCUCGUGUCAUCACAGGGAAGGAGGGAGGGGGGGGAAAGCACCUUGAAUUGCAUGAUCGCAAUUUGAUUUAGUCAAUGCUGCUAUUGUGUUCUGUGGGAAAAGAUGUCAUAGGGGAACAAACCACAUUCACAGGCUUUUCCUUCUUUCUUUCUUUCUUUCUUUCUGUCUUUCUUUCUUGCAAAUGCCGUAAUCUGCAACCAUGCGCAAUGAGUUACUACAAGAGUCUAUACUAAGAAAAAAAUGAACUCAUUACUUUAGUAACAAUGUGCAGUCAAUCAUCAAAGAGAGAAGCCAAGCUGUACAAGCUUUACACUGUUCAUUGGUUGUAUCUUACAUGCAGUCAAUUUGGAAUUGGGAUAAUGCAUACAAAUGGUGUAGGUGCAACUGAAGUGAGCCUACAUUCACACACACCUGCGUCUGCUUUCUUUCUUCCUUCUGCAUUUCAACACGGAACGAGGGUCAUAGAGAAGAAAUUAGUGGGAGAGACGAGACCCCAUUCGCCUGCACUGCUUCAACGUCACUUCAGAGCUACUGGUGUGACUAAACCAAACAAUGUGUUGGACAUGAGUAUGUGGAAGGACUAACUCACCUGCCAAGCCAAAGAAUGUUCUUUUGUACUUUGUGCUGUAAUGUGUUUGACUCUGGGUUACAGUUAUUGUGACUUGUUUUUUUUCUUGUUGUAUUUGGCCAUCGACAUAAAAACUCGCUGUCUGGUGUAAAAUAAAGAAAAAAAUAUUGUAUAUUUGAAAAUGGAGAAGAAACUGUC
Molecule: messenger RNA, 4229 nt
Organism: Solea senegalensis (Senegalese sole)
Lineage: Eukaryota; Metazoa; Chordata; Actinopteri; Pleuronectiformes; Soleidae
Product: leptin receptor-like
Exons: 19
Coding region: 1-3429 (1142 amino acids)
Biological process (GO): immunoglobulin mediated immune response; cytokine-mediated signaling pathway
Cellular component (GO): external side of plasma membrane
Molecular function (GO): cytokine receptor activity; protein binding
Source: RefSeq, a predicted model, not a curated record